This is a messenger RNA of Sclerotinia trifoliorum, 2456 nucleotides long. NCBI's taxonomy places the organism in Eukaryota, Fungi, Ascomycota, Leotiomycetes, Helotiales, Sclerotiniaceae. The record is from the annotation of a GenBank genome assembly.
UCAGAUACACCGCAUUAUCUCAUGUCAACAUGAUCGACAGCCAUGUUAAGCUUCGUGAUAAGUUUGUUAAGCGCUUUCAGCACAGAUGAUCUCCUUAAAAGUAUAGAGUCUAACCCCCUGACCGAACAGUAAAAGGUACCUCCAAUCAUUUCUAAAGGCUGAGUAUUCAAAAUUCUUGCCAACAGCUAUAUUGUACUAUCUCUUCUGCAGUGAUCAUUUGUUGUUUGUUUCACGAUGGAGGAUUCUGGAAAUGGGCGUGGUGAAUUGGAUACACGUCCUAUCCCGGGAACCAUUCACCUGGUCGAUCUUGAGGGUGUAAUGCGAGGGCAGCAUGCAUCUGCAUCUCGAAUACAGGACGUUGUCCUAGUUCCGUCACCAUCUAGUGACCCAGAUGAUCCAUUGAAUUGGAGCCCAAAGCGGAAAAUGCUAUCGACCGCAUGUAUGUCUAUGUAUACUUUGAUGGUUGGAAUAGCAUCUGCAGCUGUUUAUAGUGUCCUGGAGCCCAUAAGUAAGGACACUGGCUUGACAGUUGAUCAGUUGAACGCCGGUACAGGGUAUAUGUUCUUGUUCUUUGGGGUAAGUUACACUAUCAUGUCUUCUGUCAAUUCAAAUCAUAUGCCUCUGGCCAUGGUCCCCAAAUGAGUGAAGCCCAGGAAAACCGUUACGUUUCCCUGAAACGAAGCAAGCGCUUUCUUUCUUUCCUCUCAGCAUGCAUAGGAUACCAUCCAGAUGGUAGCAGUAUAUUUGAUAUCUUCGGGGGGUCGGCCGCUAAUGUUAUACUUGAGUUCAGUGGGGAUGUUUAAUUGCCCAGCCCAUAGCAUUACAAUAUGGCAAGAGACCGGUGUAUCUAUUCUCCUUGCUAGCAACUCUAGGGUCAGUAAUAUUGUAGUGAUCAUAUUUCCUGUAUUUGUGCUAACGGAACAAGUACCAUGUUAUGGGUGCCGCAUGCUACAACCAAUUCUGCAUGGAUUGGAAGCAAGAUUCUACAGGGAGCUGUCGGAGCUCCUAUCGAGUCCCUAUGUGAAGUAUCGAUUACAGAUAUUUACUUUACCCAUGAAAGAGGUGCUUAUAUGGGACUAUAUGCAUUUAUGCUGACUGGAAGUAAUUUUUUAGCCCCAAUACUUGUGAGUUAUAGGAUAUUGAUAACAUAAUGGCAUUCUGGCUUACAUCAUUGUAGGCUGGCUUCAUCAAUGACGGGCAAGGGUGGAGAUGGGUGAUGUAUUGGUGCGCCAUCUUUCUAGCCAUCGGUUUUGUAUUCUGCUUCUUCCUAAUGGAGGAGACAAACUACGAUAGAGCACCUCCGGAAAUAAAAAAGUCCCUGGGCAACACGCCUGAAGCGAUUACACCAAAAGAGGGGAUGAUCCAAGAGAAGUCCUCUAAUUCUUCAACGUCACUGGAUCCCGAAAAAGAUACAAGCAUCGGCGUUUCAAACUUGGCCACUCAAACCAUAGAACGUGGAGCCGUUCAUUACACGCCGAAGACGUACCUGCAAAAGUUGUCGCUGAAGGAUAAGAAACGAGAUUUCAGACUAUUCCGUAUGGUGGUCCGGCCUCUCAUUUUCAUGUCUCUUCCAUCGGUUGCCUACGCUGGGUUCUCGUAUGGUAGCAAUUUGAUCUGGUUCAACGUUCUCAAUGGGACGGCCUCGUUGAUCUUAAGUGCCCCGCCUUAUAACUUCUCUUCUUCUAUGGUUGGAUUGUCGUAUGUCUCACCGUUACUCGGUGUAGCUUGUGCUUCAUUUUAUUCUGGUGUCAUAGGGGAUAGAGUGGUAUUGUGGCUCGCCCGGCGCAACAAAGGCGUCUUGGAAGCAGAGCAUCGACUUUGGUUAUUCCUAUUAUCCGUCAUUCUCAUACCUUCCUCCUUAAUCCUUUGGGGUGUUGGAGCAGCUCAACACAUACAUUGGUUCGGCCUUACAGUUGCCAUGUUCCUGAUUGCUGCUUCAAACGGCAUUGGUGUUCAGUUGUCUGUCUCGUAUUGUAUUGAUGCUUAUAAAGACUUGAGUGGCGAGGCCAUGGGUACGUCCUUCCCCCUGUUCCAUUUUCAUUUCUACGUUCCAAGCUAAAGGUGCUUAUAGCAAGUGUGAUUGUUAUCCGAAAUACAAUGAGCUUUGCGAUGGGUUAUGGGAUCACACCUUGGGUCACAAAUAUGGGUUACCAAAAUGCUUUCAUUGUGGCUGCCUUUGCUGGUCUUGCUCAAGUCCUGACUUUCUUUGCAGUAGUAAAAUGGGGCAAGAGUUGGAGAAAUAACACAAAGGGAAGAUACUACAAAUACUUGAAGGAAAGCGAGACCUUAAGAAUUACGCACUAGCAGAGCUAGAUGUCGAGAAGUGAGGAAAUCUUCAAUUCAGUCGUGGCUAUUCACCUGCCUGCCACUUUUUUGAAGUUUCGAUUCGGCCGAUGCCUCGAAAAGGCGUGUUCCAAUGGGAGGAAGAGUCUAUCGUAAUACUUACACUUCUAAAU